This is a messenger RNA of Frieseomelitta varia, 2401 nucleotides long. RefSeq names its product high-affinity choline transporter 1 (gene ChT). Lineage: Eukaryota; Metazoa; Arthropoda; Insecta; Hymenoptera; Apidae. Bases 485 to 2278 code for a protein of 597 amino acids. The record is from RefSeq and is a predicted model, not a curated record. Gene Ontology annotation, cellular component: plasma membrane. Gene Ontology annotation, molecular function: choline:sodium symporter activity. Gene Ontology annotation, biological process: transmembrane transport; choline transport; acetylcholine biosynthetic process. The transcript is spliced from 8 exons.
AGAGAGAGAGAGAGAGAGAGUGAGAGCAUCAAAAUCGGUGUACCUAUUCGGGUGGAGGACCGUACUGAUCGACAGGAUCGGUACUGGUGCCGUUGGCGACGAAGUAGAAUCUCGAGGAGGAAGGAAAAGCAGCUGAAGGGAAGCAGCCACGCUUGGUGAGUUGGGUGAAAAUCGAUGGCCAUCAGCGCCCAUGGGCGGCCUCGCGUUUAGAACAAGGAAUAGCCCCUCCCAGAAGACCUCGCUCCGGUGGGGCGACUGCUGCCCCCCAAAUCCCAACCCUCCGUCGUCGUCGGCCGUCUGGAAGGACCAUCAUCAGGACAUGCCGCCGGUACCCGUGUGAGGCUGUCCCCCACUACUUCGUGAUUGUACCCCUCGGGGUCUUCAGAGGUAUCCGAAUCUCCCAAAAUCAGAUCGACCGCCAUACUUCUCGGACUUGCGUCUCCGUCAGUUCGAGUUCACGCAAGUGGACCCGUACUCCCCGAAGAUGAUCAACUUUGCCGGUCUCGUCUCAAUCGUUCUGUUCUACGUGCUGAUCCUGGCCGUAGGAAUAUGGGCGGCCAGGAAGAAGGAAACUGGCAACGAUUCCGAGGAGGAAGUGAUGCUAGCUGGUCGUUCGAUCGGCCUGUUUGUCGGGAUAUUCACGAUGACAGCGACCUGGGUCGGCGGUGGUUAUAUCAACGGCACCGCCGAAGCGAUCUACACGAGGGGCCUCGUUUGGUGUCAGGCUCCAUUCGGAUACGCCCUUAGCCUCGUUUUCGGUGGUAUAUUCUUCGCGAACAAAAUGCGAGAACAGGGGUACAUCACGAUGUUAGAUCCUCUUCAAGAUGCGUUUGGCGAACGUAUGGGAGGUCUUCUGUUUCUUCCUGCCCUCUGUGGCGAGGUCUUCUGGGCCGCAGGUAUUCUGGCAGCCUUGGGCGCGACGCUGGCGGUCAUCAUCGACAUGGAUCAGGGUGCCUCGGUCAUUUUGAGCGCCUGUAUCGCUGUUUUCUAUACACUCUUCGGAGGUCUUUACUCUGUUGCUUAUACCGAUGUUAUUCAACUUUUUUGCAUCUUCAUAGGAUUGUGGAUGUGCAUUCCAUUCGCUUGGGCUAAUCCGAAAGUACAAUCUCUCAAAUCCAUGGAGGUGGACUGGAUCGGCGAGGUGAAACCAGAUGAGUAUUGGUCUUACAUAGAUUAUGGACUUUUAUUGAUAUUCGGCGGCAUCCCCUGGCAAGUAUACUUUCAACGGGUUUUAUCUUCGAAAACGGCUGGAAGAGCGCAACUGUUGAGUUACGUGGCUGCGGCGGGCUGUAUGCUCAUGGCCAUCCCUCCUGUUCUGAUUGGCGCGAUCGCCAAAGCAACGCCUUGGAACGAGACAGGAUACAACGGUCCAUAUCCUUUGACCGAAACAGAAACAAGCAUGAUUCUGCCAAUGGUUUUGCAGUAUUUGACGCCAGAUUUCGUUUCCUUUUUUGGGUUAGGCGCAGUGUCAGCAGCGGUGAUGUCUUCGGCGGAUAGUAGCAUCCUUUCGGCUAGUUCCAUGUUCGCCAGAAACGUUUAUAAAUUGAUCUUCCGUCAGAGGGCGUCGGAAAGGGAGAUCAUCUGGGUGAUGAGAGUGGGAAUAGGCGUGGUCGGCAUAUUGAGCACGGUGAUGGCAUUGACGAUACCCUCGAUCUAUGGCCUUUGGUCGAUGUGCUCGGACCUGGUCUACGUGAUCCUCUUCCCUCAGCUGUUGAUGGUGGUCCACUUCAAAGAGUACUGCAACACUUACGGCAGUCUAGCCGCGUACAUAAUAGCCUUCGUUGUGAGGAUAAGCGGUGGCGAGCCGUUGAUGGGCCUGCCCGCGCUGAUUCACUAUCCGGGGUACGACGAGGAGACGGACACGCAGUCGUUCCCAUUCAGAACGAUGGCGAUGCUAAUGUCGUUGGUGACGUUGAUAGGCGUGUCGUACGGCACGCAGGUAGCCUUCCUCACCGGCCGGCUGGCGCCUGGUUACGACGUGUUCAGGUGCGUGGUCAACAUACCGGAGGACGUGGAGAGAGUCGGGCCGGAUCCGGCGGAAGGCGAGCAAAUGGCUGUCUUGGCUGCCGGUAUCGGCAGGCUAUACGGUAGCAAAGACGAAUCGCACGGCCGAGUCAAUCCUGCACUCGAGCCGGACUACGACAUGGAGCCGGGAUGCAAGACAACCGGGGAAACGGAUGAUGUCGUCCUCGGUGGCGGCGGGGGCGGCGGUGAAGCGCACCUGGUGCCCCACGGGCCGAACGUGCCGCGACAGCCGCAAUCCAGCACCGCGUUUUAAUUCCUGGUUCCGUGUUCGGAUGCUGUGACCAACAAUAAGUGCGGCGGUGCAGGGGCCCGUCUUCUGUUCUCCUACCCUUCAUUUCCUUUCGUUCCUUCCCUCUCCCGACCAUCUUGUGCCCGU